CUGCAAUUCUUGAACUAUAAUGGCGAUCUCAAUGACAUCCACAAGGCUCAAUUUUUCACAUAAGCUGCCAUCAUCAUUCUCUUCUCCAAUAAGAAGGCGUUCGUUAAGGCCAGUGCGCUGCAAACCCCUCCAACAAACACAAGAACAGUUCUGGAAGGAGGACAUUGGAAUUAUAUGUGAACCUUGUGGAGGAAAGGGGUGGUUGCUUUGCAGUUUUUGCAAUGGACAGAAGACCAACGUCAAAGCAGAAAACAACCGGAUCUACCGACGCUGCCCAUCUUGUAGAGCUAUUGGAUAUGUUUUAUGUUCAAAGUGCAAAGUUUUUAAAUGCGUUACCUUUCCAAACUACAGUGAUGGUGAGCUCUGAUUCUUUGUAACAAUUGGCUGUUUACAGUUUCAGUUUUGUAUUUUUUUCCCGGUUCUAGUUUGAGUGGAGCCAAGGGCAAGUGUGCACUACUAGUAACUAAGUGGUUAUGUGAUGCCUUAUUCUAUUAUUUGUGGAUGUAAUCUGAAUUAUUAACUUAAUACCAAAUGAAUAUUCAAAUGUUCAUCC
Molecule: messenger RNA, 553 nt
Organism: Nelumbo nucifera (sacred lotus)
Lineage: Eukaryota; Viridiplantae; Streptophyta; Magnoliopsida; Proteales; Nelumbonaceae
Source: RefSeq, a predicted model, not a curated record